AUGAGGCGGGGUUCUUCCUAUGGCUACAGUGACAGAGACCGUGGACGAGACAGGCCUCGUUCUGUGCCAAUGGGUGGUCGCAGUAAUGGCCCCCCGACCAUGAAGUUUGGGAAUCUAGGCGACCGUCUCCGCAAGAAGAGGUGGAACCUGGAUGAGCUGCCCAAAUUUGAGAAGAACUUUUACACUGAGCACCCAGAAGUUCAACACUUAAGUGAGUAUGAAAUUGAAGAGUUUCGUAAAAACAAAGAGAUCACCAUCAAAGGCUCUGACUGUCCGAGGCCUGUAAUGACUUUUCAACAGGCGCAGUUUCCACAAUAUGUGAUGGAUGUGCUAAUGCAGCAGAACUUCAAAGAGCCCACAGCAAUUCAGGCUCAGGGCUUCCCUCUGGCUCUGAGUGGCAAGGACAUGGUGGGGAUAGCGCAGACGGGUUCUGGAAAGACUCUAGCGUAUCUUCUUCCAUCAAUUGUGCAUAUUAAUCAUCAGCCCUAUCUGGAGAGAGGAGAUGGCCCCAUUUGUUUGGUGCUUGCACCGACCCGAGAGCUGGCCCAGCAGGUUCAGCAAGUGGCUCUUGACUAUGGAAAGUCUUCCAGAAUCAAAAGUACCUGUGUAUAUGGUGGCGCACCUAAAGGGCCGCAAAUUCGGGAGCUGGAGAGGGGUGUUGAGAUCUGCAUUGCUACGCCUGGUCGCCUGAUUGACUUCCUUGAGUCAGGAAAGACUAACCUUCGUCGCUGCACGUACCUUGUACUGGACGAAGCUGACCGUAUGCUAGACAUGGGAUUUGAACCACAGAUACGCAAGAUAGUUGAACAAAUCCGGCCUGACAGACAGACUCUUAUGUGGAGUGCAACGUGGCCCAAAGAUGUCCGUCAACUUGCUGAAGACUUUUUAAGGGAUUACAUCCAGAUCAAUAUUGGCGCCCUGGAGCUCAGUGCCAACCACAACAUUCUACAAAUUAUUGAUGUCUGCAUGGACAAUGAAAAGGACCACAAACUUGUGCAGCUAAUGGAGGAGAUAAUGGCAGAAAAGGAGAACAAAACCAUCAUCUUUGUAGAGACCAAAAAACGCUGUGAUGAGCUGACAAGAAGGAUGCGAAGGGAUGGGUGGCCAGCCAUGUGUAUUCAUGGAGACAAAAGCCAGCCAGAAAGAGACUGGGUGCUCACAGAAUUCAGAAGUGGGAAAGCUCCCAUUCUAGUAGCCACAGACGUUGCCUCUCGAGGUUUGGAUGUCGAAGAUAUCAAGUUUGUCAUCAACUUUGACUAUCCGAAUUCCUCGGAAGAUUACGUCCACCGUAUUGGACGCACGGCCCGCAGCACCAACAAGGGCACAGCCUAUACCUUCUUCACUCCUGGAAAUGCACGGCAAGCCCGUGACCUUGUCCGGGUUUUGCAGGAGGCCAAUCAGGCCGUCAACCCUAAACUGCUUCAGAUGGUGGAUUCGGGCUAUGGAAGAGGGAGCGGUGGCAGAACGCGUUAUCGUGUCAGCAGCUCCCACAAUCCCAAUACAAUGUACCAGGAUCAGUGUCGACACCGCAUGCAUUCCAGUGAAGGAAGCAGCAGCAGAGACAGCCGCUCUGGCUACUGCCGCACUGAUCUAAAAGAUGACCUCCAGUCAUCCUCUUACAGCGACCGAAACAGGAGUGGCCACAGUUCCGAUCACUACAAGGGUCACAAGUCCAACCUUAGUGGAGGCCUGUCUGCUAGUGAUGGAGGGAUGGAUCCCUCAAGUCAUCUUCAGGGUCAGUUUGCCCAGCCUCAUCUUCAGUCUCUGCCCCCAGGGGGGCCGCAGCUUCUCAUGUCUCAGCAGUAUUUGCGGCCGCAGCCCCUGUUAGCAGGAUUUGCGGGGCAACCGCCUUACCACUCUAACCCUCCUCCUCCUCCCGGCACUUCCACCCGUUAG
This is a messenger RNA of Nerophis lumbriciformis (worm pipefish), 1896 nucleotides long. The record is from RefSeq and is a predicted model, not a curated record. NCBI's taxonomy places the organism in Eukaryota, Metazoa, Chordata, Actinopteri, Syngnathiformes, Syngnathidae.